Molecule: messenger RNA, 3925 nt
Organism: Zea mays
Lineage: Eukaryota; Viridiplantae; Streptophyta; Magnoliopsida; Poales; Poaceae
Product: L-arabinokinase
Exons: 28
Coding region: 673-3660 (995 amino acids)
Molecular function (GO): ATP binding
Source: RefSeq, a predicted model, not a curated record
UGUUUUUCAAUAGUAAACAGACAAGUCUGUGAUUUCUACUGCGCGUCACCGGACGGGCGUCUGACGAUGAUUACGGUGGCGGUGGGCGGUGGCCACGGUUACGGCGUCCUGUCGAGUGUCGACGAACUCGUCCGCCUCUUUUCUUUUUCGCGGUUGGCGCUGCCGCUACCAGAAAACAAGGGAUGAGAAAACCGGGGAUCGCGGGAUUUUUUCUUCUUCUUCACGAGCGUUAAUCGUGCCGUCCGUUUUCCUCCUCCAUUCAGCCGGGUAACGAUGGAUGCCGCCAGGAUACCAUCUUGCCGAGUAGAUAGAGAUAGAAGACGAUAAAAGUUGAUCCUUUUUAUUAUUAUCUGUUUUCCAUUCCACCGUUUUGGUAUGAAUUGCACAGAGCGUUGCCGAUUCCUACGCCUGGUUGUUGGCCAAGGUGGGUGGUCGUUGCUUGAGGCUCCGAAACUCCAGGACCUCCAACGUCACUGACGGCACGAGUCGUGCGCAACGCACGGCGCGUUGAAGCCGGCGCCCGAAUCGGAUAGGCUCGACGGCGAUGUGAUGAUAAGUAGCAGAUGACCAGAGUCUACUCUCCCCAGUCGAGCGAGAGUGAAGAGUCGUAGCGGAGCGGAGCGGAACUGAGUGUCGAUCGCCGACUCGAAUCGCGGAGGCCGGUACCCGGGGAUGAGGGUUCAGGACGGGGACGUGGACGGCGGCGGCGAGGUGACCGCGCCGCCGCAGCACCUGGUGUUCGCCUACUACAUCACCGGUCACGGCUUCGGGCACGCCACCCGCGCCCUCGAGGUGGUGAGGCACCUGGUCGCCGCGGGGCACGACGUGCACGUGGUCACCGCCGCGCCCGAGUUCGUCUUCACCACCGAGAUCGCCUCCCCCAGCCUCCACAUCCGCAAGGUCCUGCUCGACUGCGGCGCCGUCCAGGCCGACGCCCUCACAGUGGACCGCCUCGCCUCGCUCGAGAAGUAUCACCAGACGGCCGUGGUGCCCCGGGAGUCCAUCCUCAAGACCGAGGCGGAGUGGCUCAACUCCAUCAAGGCCGACCUUGUGGUUUCAGAUGUUGUACCCGUCGCGUGUAGGGCAGCUGCAGAUGCUGGCAUUCGAUCCGUGUGCGUCACAAAUUUCAGCUGGGACUUCAUUUAUGCAGAGUACGUUGUAGCUGCUGGACAUCAUCAUCGCUCAAUUGUGUGGCAGAUAGCAGAGGAUUACUCCCAUUGUGAAUUCUUGCUCAGACUCCCCGGAUACUGCCCUAUGCCUGCUUUCCGUGAUGUCAUUGAUGUUCCUCUGGUGGUCAGAAGAUUGCACAGAUCUAGAACUGAGGUGAGAAAGGAACUAGGGAUCGCAAAUGAUGUUAAGGUGGUCAUUUUCAACUUUGGAGGACAGCCUGCCGGAUGGGAACUGAAGAAAGAGUGGUUGCCUGACGGUUGGCUAUGUUUGGUAUGUGGUGCAUCUGAUACUCAAGAGCUCCCUCUAAAUUUCAUUAAGCUUGCAAAGGAUGCCUACACACCUGAUUUGAUGGCGGCAUCUGACUGCAUGCUUGGGAAAAUCGGAUAUGGCACUGUGAGUGAGGCUUUGGCUUACAAUCUGCCAUUUGUAUUUGUUCGAAGAGAUUAUUUCAAUGAGGAACCAUUUUUGCGGAAUAUGCUUGAGCAUUAUCAAUGUGGCAUUGAGAUGAUACGGAGGGAUUUACUUACUGGCCAUUGGAAACCUUAUCUUCAACGUGCUAUCACACUUCAACCCUGCUAUGAUGGUCCCAUAAAUGGUGGCAAGGUAGCUGCACAUAUCCUCCAAGAUACUGCUGUUGGGAAGAAGUAUAUUUCUGGAAAGUUGAGCGGAGCAAGACGGUUGCGUGAUGCCAUUGUGCUUGGCUAUCAGCUUCAAAGGGCUCCUGGGAGAGAUGUAGGAAUUCCUUACUGGUAUUCUCACUCUGAGAAAGAAAUUAGUGUUGGCCCAGCGCCCACAUCUCAUGAUAUGAAUGGAAGUGAUGAGUCAUCGUUCGAGGACUUUGAGAUACUCCAUGGUGACAUGCAAGGCUUAACUGAUACUAUGUCCUUUUUGAAGAGUUUAUCAGGGCUUGUUGGAAAUGACUUAAGAAGCCCUGAGAAGCAAACUCGAGAGAGGGCUGCUGCUUCUGUGCUCUUUGACUGGGAGGAGGAAAUAUAUGUUGCAAGAGCACCUGGGCGAUUAGACGUUAUGGGUGGUAUCGCAGAUUACUCUGGAAGUCUUGUAUUGCAGAUGCCCAUCCGAGAGGCAUGCCAUGUUGCUGUUCAGAGAAGUGACCCUACCAAACAGAAGCAAUGGAAGCAUACACAGGCUAGACAACUAGCAAAUGGAGGAGCAGUACCAGUGUUACAAAUUGUAUCCUUUGGUUCUGAAUUAAGUAAUCGUGCACCUACGUUUGACAUGGACCUUUCUGAUUUUAUGGAUGGCGACAAACCAAUAUCUUAUGAUAAUGUGAAGGAAUACUUUUCUCGGGAUCCAUCCCAAAAAUGGGCUGCCUAUGUUGCUGGAACUAUUUUUGUAUUGAUGGCUGAACUAGGGGUGCGCUUUAAAGACAGCAUGAGCAUUUUGGUUUCUUCAUCUGUCCCUGAAGGCAAAGGUGUCUCCUCUUCUGCAUCUGUGGAGGUUGCUUCUAUGUCUGCUAUCGCCGCUGCCUAUGGUUUAAACAUUGCUCCAAGGGAUCUUGCUUUGCUCUGUCAAAAGGUUGAGAAUCGUGUCGUCGGAGCUCCUUGUGGAGUAAUGGACCAAAUGACAUCUGCUUGUGGAGAAGCUAACAAACUCCUAGCAAUGGUUUGCCAGCCUGCAGAAGUGAAGGAGUUGGUUAACAUUCCAACUCAUAUAAGAUUUUGGGGUCUUGACUCUGGGAUACGUCAUAGUGUUGGUGGGACUGAUUAUGGGUCUGUAAGAGUAGGCACUUACAUGGGCCGCAAGAUGAUCAAGUGUGCUGCAUCCAACCUACUUUCAGAAUUGUUGCUCUCGUGUACGUCUACGCAACCAGGCGACUCAAGUCCCGACGAAUAUGAAGGACAUGGCGUCGACCUCCUGAAAUCUGAAGCGUCAAUGGAGUAUCUAUGCAACUUACCACCACAUAGGUAUGAAGCUGUUUUCGCGAAAGAAAUUCCGGAGACGAUCACUGGCGAUGCGUUUUUAGAGAAGUAUGGAGACCACAACGAUGCGGUAACAGAAGUUGACCCAAAGCGGUCUUACUGUGUCAAGGCUCCUACUAGACAUCCCAUAUACGAGAACUUCCGAGUCGAGGCCUUCAAAGCGUUGCUAACAGCUGCCAAAACAGACGAGCAGCUCUCAGCCCUUGGAGAGCUGAUGUUCCAGUGCCACUACAGCUACAACGCUUGCGGGCUCGGCUCUGACGGCACAGACAGGCUAGUGAAUCUAGUUCAAGAAAUCCGGCACAGGAAGAGCUCGCGCGCCGGAGGGCCCAGCCUGUUCGGCGCGAAGAUCACCGGCGGAGGGUCCGGCGGCUCGGUCUGCGUGAUGGGGAAGAACUGCCUGAAAAGCAGCGAGGAGAUCCUCGAGAUCCAGAAGAGGUACAAAGCGGCGACUGGGUACCUCCCGACUGUUUUCGACGGCUCGUCUCCCGGCGCCGGCAAGUUUGGGUACCUGAAGAUUCGGCGCCGGUCCACGUCGCCGUCUGAUUGAAGAAGAAGAAGAAGGAAGAGCUCUGCUCGGUCGGCCGUACCCUCACGGUCGUAUUGAUCGUAUCGUAUCCCACGCACUACGCCCAAGAUGCCAAUAAAUGGGACAGAUUGAUCGGCAAUAAUAAUACUAGUAGCCAUAGAAAACUCUAGUGAUAAGCUGCGAAACAACUUGUAUGUCGAAGAAAAUAUUUGAAACCAUGGUAUCUUUGUGGUCGAUAUCUGAAGUGAGAUGAUGUGAAUGGCUAUUGGCGUAUGUUCAUGUUUGA